AAAUUAUCAAAUUAAAUGACGCCCUCCUCCCCUUCUUCGCUCCGUAGCGCGUUCAUCCUCCACCACUUUCCACACGCACUACUGCAGUGAAAAAUUUCUUCCCCAAAAAAAUUUCGUUUAGGGUUCGUCUCGAUUCUCGAUUCUCGAAUCUUGCCGCAGAAUCCUGAAUCCCGCAUCUUCUCCCUCCCCCCACCACCACGCGCGGCGGAAUCCCUUCUCCCCCCCGUCGGGCGUCGCCGGUCAGCCGCCGUCGCUUUCCUGCGAAUCCCCGGUCUUCUCGGAUGAUGCCGCGGUAGCGACGCCGCCUCGCCGCGGGCGGUCCCCCCCGGGAGGAGGAGCCGCCGCCGAUGAUGAAGCGGCGGGCGCGCCACCUCUUCAGCAUCCUGCUGCUCGCGCUCCUCGCCGUCGCCCUCGCGUUCCGGGCCGUGCUCCGGCGCGGCUUCGUCGGCCCCUUCGAGCUCGAGCGGUACGGGCUCGCGGCGGCGCGGCGGCCCCCGGCGCCGGUUUUCAACUCCUCCUUGCUUAGGUACGCGGAGAUCGACGGCGCCGAUGAGAAGUUCAGGAGGGAGACCCAGCAGCUGUUGGACGGGAAGUUCCUCGGACACCCGCAGUUCAGGAGGUUCGCAGCUCGGAGGAGGUUCACCAACUUCGAGCCCAACGGGAGGAUUAACAUGGUUGUCCAGCUGUCGCUGGCGCCGAGGUAUCAGAGGUACGUGCAGGAUUUUAGGAGGAAUUUGCAGGAUUGGUCGAGGAAGAAGCGGUUCGAGCCUGAUGUAAUGAAUGAUUUGAUUAGACUAGUGAAGCAUCCGCUUGAUAGGCACGGUGGUCUGGUGGUCUCGGAUAGGAGGUAUGCGUCUUGUGCUGUUGUUGGGAAUAGUGGGAUUUUGCUGCAGAGCGAGAACGGGGAGUUGAUCGAUAGCCACGAGGCGGUGAUUAGGCUGAACAAUGCCAAAAUCAAGGGCUUUGAGAGAAAUGUCGGGUCGAAGACCACCAUUUCAUUUGUAAAUAGCAACAUUUUGCAUCUUUGUGCGCGGAGGGAACGUUGCUUUUGCCACCCUUACGGAGUGGAUGUUCCGAUCGUCAUGUAUAUCUGCCAACCAGUGCAUUUGCUCGAUUGUACGAUGUGUAACUCCUCUCACAAAGCGCCCUUGAUUGUCACUGAUCCGAGCUUUGAUUUGUUGUGUGCACGGAUCGUUAAGUACUAUUCGGUGCGGCGGUUUGCAAAUGAGACGGGGAAACCUUUGGAAGCAUGGGAUGCGUCACAUGAUAAGGUGUUCUUCCACUAUUCCUCGGGGAUGCAAGCCAUAAUGCUGGCUUUAGGAAUUUGCGACAGAGUCAGUGUUUUUGGCUUUGGGAAGUCGGAGUCGGCCAAGCAUCAUUACUACACCAAUCAAAAGGGCGAGCUGACUUUGCAUGACUACCGAGCAGAGUAUGAGCUCUAUCACGAUUUGGUUGAGAGGCCUCAAGCAAUACCAUUUAUUUCAGAUAAGUUCAAAUUUCCUCCUGUGACUAUCUAUCAGUGAAAUUGCACUGGUUGGUUUGUAUUUGUUUUCAGUUUUCGGUCUUUGAGGAAAUAGGUCAGUCUUUCAAUGUGUCAAGAUUGAAAUAACGUGCUCAUGUUGUAACUUGUAAUCUUCCACGGGAUAUUCAUGGAAUUAAAUGUCAGAAUAUGCAAAUUACAAGAUUGUUUAGAUGUUAGCCCCGUUCCUUCUUACAAGAUUGUCUUAGACGAAUAAAAGUUGGUUUACUCAUUUUGGUUA
Messenger RNA from Eucalyptus grandis, 1760 nucleotides. RefSeq names its product beta-1,6-galactosyltransferase GALT29A. Lineage: Eukaryota; Viridiplantae; Streptophyta; Magnoliopsida; Myrtales; Myrtaceae. The record is from RefSeq and is a predicted model, not a curated record. Gene Ontology annotation, molecular function: sialyltransferase activity. The transcript has a single exon. The coding region runs from base 348 to 1523 and encodes 391 amino acids.